Molecule: messenger RNA, 5532 nt
Organism: Cavia porcellus (domestic guinea pig)
Lineage: Eukaryota; Metazoa; Chordata; Mammalia; Rodentia; Caviidae
Gene: Ints7
Product: integrator complex subunit 7
Exons: 20
Coding region: 189-3077 (962 amino acids)
Biological process (GO): snRNA 3'-end processing
Cellular component (GO): integrator complex
Source: RefSeq, a predicted model, not a curated record
UUCCCUCAGCGCCUGCGCGGGGGGCCCACAGAGGAGCUGGCGAACCGUGGAGUGACCAGGGCGCAUGCGUAACGCGGUUUGACGGAGAGCGGAGUAAAAAUCCGCGAGAAGGCGGCGGGAUAAGAUGGCGGUGCUGAGGCAGAGUUUGGAAUCUUUCUGACUUGGCUUGUCGAGAAACUAUUCGGACCAUGGCGUCAAACUCAACUAAAUCUUUCCUGGCAGAUACUGGGUAUGGCGAACAGGAACUGGAUGCUAAUUCUGCUCUUAUGGAAUUGGACAAAGGUCUGAGAUCUGGCAAGCUUGGGGAACAGUGUGAAGCAGUGGUUCGCUUUCCUAGGCUUUUCCAGAAGUACCCGUUCCCCAUUCUCAUCAAUUCUGCAUUCCUCAAGUUAGCUGAUGUCUUCAGAGUUGGAAACAAUUUCCUGAGGCUAUGUGUACUUAAAGUUACCCAACAAAGCGAGAAGCAUUUGGAGAAGAUUCUGAAUGUGGAUGAGUUUGUGAAAAGGAUUUUCUCGGUGAUUCACAGUAAUGACCCUGUGGCAAGAGCCAUCACUCUCCGGAUGUUGGGAAGUCUGGCGUCCAUAAUUCCCGAGCGGAAGAACGCUCAUCACAGCAUCCGGCAGAGUCUGGACUCACACGAUAACGUGGAGGUGGAAGCCGCUGUCUUCGCUGCUGCCAACUUCUCCGCACAGUCCAAGGAUUUUGCUGUAGGAAUAUGUAACAAAAUCAGUGAAAUGAUUCAAGGCUUGGCCACCCCGGUGGAUUUGAAGCUGAAGUUGAUCCCCAUCCUGCAGCACAUGCACCAUGACGCCAUCCUCGCUUCCAGCGCACGGCAGCUCCUGCAGCAGCUGGUCACAGCCUACCCUUCCACCAAGAUGGUGAUCGUUUCUUUGCACACUUUCACUCUGCUUGCAGCCUCAUCUCUGGUUGACACACCCAAGCAGAUUCAGCUCCUGUUGCAGUAUUUGAAGAAUGAUCCCAGGAAAGCCGUCAAGAGACUUGCUAUUCAAGAUCUGAAAUUACUUGCCAGUAAAACACCGCACACUUGGAGUAGGGAGAAUAUUCAGGCACUCUGUGAAUGUGCACUCCAAACGCCUUAUGACAGCUUAAAACUAGGGAUACUGUCUGUCCUCUCCACGUUAUCAGGGACCAUCGCCAUCAAGCAUUACUUCAGCAUAGCAUCAGGAAAUGUAGGUUCUUCUCCCAGAUCCUCUGAUUUAGUCAAAUUAGCUCAGGAGUGCUGUUACCAUAAUAACAGAGGCAUUGCGGCUCAUGGAGUAAGAGUUCUAACUAACAUAACUGUCUCUUGUCAAGAAAAAGAUCUCUUGGCACUGGAGCAAGAUGCUGUCUAUGGCCUGGAAUCCCUGCUGGUGCUGUGUAGUCAAGAUGAUAGUCCAGGUGCUCAAGCCACUUUAAAGAUUGCUCUCAACUGCAUGGUGAAGCUGGCCAGGGGCAGGCCCCACCUUAGCCAGUCGGUGGUGGAGACCUUGCUCACUCAGCUGCAUAGUGCCCAGGAUGCCGCUCGGGUCCCGAUGUGCCACUGCCUGGCGGCCAUUGCCAUGCAGCUGCCGGUACUGGGUGAUGGGAUGCUUGGUGACCUCGUGGAGCUCUACAAGGUGAUCGGACGCUCAGCCACGGACAAGCAACAGGAACUUCUGGUGAGUUUGGCUACGGUGAUUUUCGUGGCCAGCCAGAAAGCGCUGACUGCUGAAGUCAAGGCCGUGAUUAAGCAGCAGCUUGAAAGUGUCUCCAAUGGGUGGACCGUGUACCGCAUUGCCAGGCAGGCCUCCAGGAUGGGUAAUCAUGACAUGGCCAGAGAGCUGUACCAGAGCUUGCUGGCUCAGGUGGCCUCAGAGCACUUCUACUUCUGGCUGAACAGUUUGAAGGAGUUCUCACACGCGGAGCAGUGCCUCACCGGGCUGCAGGAGGAGGAGUACAGUUCGGCACUGUCCUGCAUUGCUGAGUCUUUAAAAUACUACCACAAAGGGAUUGCUUCCUUGACAGCUGCUAGUACCCCACUGAAUCCUCUCAGUUUUCAGUGUGAGUUUGUGAAACUCAGGAUUGACCUUCUGCAAGCCUUCUCGCAACUCAUCUGUACAUGUAAUAGCCUAAAGACAAGCCCUCCCCCUGCAAUCGCCACUACGAUUGCCAUGACCUUAGGAAAUGACCUUCAGAGAUGUGGUCGCAUCUCCAAUCAGAUGAAGCAGUCCAUGGAAGAAUUCAGAGCCCUUGCUUCCCGAUACGGAGAUCUGUAUCAGGCAUCUUUUGACGCUGACUCGGCCACGUUGAGGAAUGUAGAACUACAGCAGCAGAGCUGCUUACUUAUAUCUCACACGAUAGAAGCCCUGAUUUUGGAUCCAGAAUCAGCAAGUUUUCAGGAGUACGGAUCUACGGGAGCAGCCCAUGCUGACAGCGAGUACGAGCGGAGGAUGACGGCCGUGUACACGCAUGUCUUGGAGGAGGUGGAGUCGCUCAACCGGAAGUACACCCCUGUCUCGUACAUGCACACAGCUUGCCUCUGCAAUGCCAUCAUCGCUUUGUUGAAAGUUCCCCUGUCGUUCCAGAGAUAUUUCUUCCAGAAACUGCAGUCGACCAGCAUCAAGCUGGCUCUGUCGCCGUCCCCCCGGAACCCUGCAGAGCCCAUUGCUGUCCAGAGUAACCAGCAGCUGGCACUGAAGGUGGAAGGAGUGGUUCAGCAUGGAUCAAAACCAGGACUCUUCCGCAAAAUUCAGUCUGUCUGCCUGAAUGUUUCUUCCACGCUGCAGAGUAAAUCUGGACAAGACUACAAGAUACCCCUGGACAAUAUGACCAAUGAGAUGGAGCAGAGGGUUGAGCCGCAUAACGACUACUUCAGCACCCAGUUUCUGUUGAACUUUGCCAUCCUUGGGACACACAACAUCACAGUGGAGUCCUCCGUGAAGGACGCCAAUGGCAUCGUGUGGAAGACUGGCCCCAGAACCACCAUAUUUGUGAAAUCCCUGGAAGACCCGUAUUCGCAGCAGAUACGCCUGCAGCAGCAGCAGGCCCAGCAGCCACUGCAGCAGCAGCAGCAGCGAAACAUCUACCCCCGCUUCUAACCCUGCAGCCAGGGCCCCAUGGACUCGCGACACCCGUCAGAGGCGGAGACAGUUUGCUUUCUUGUGUGGAUGACGAAGGUUACUUUGAUUUCCAUAAUGUAACAUUUGGUAAAAUGGUGGGGUUAUUUCCCCCCUUAAAAAUAUUAGGUUAAGGGCCGGCAAUUUAGUUUAGUGGCUCAAGCGCUUGCCUGCUAAGCACAAGGUCAUGAGUUCAAUCCCCAAUACAAAAAAAAGGUUAGGUUAACUAAUAAUUUCUUAGCCAAAAAGAUUUUUUUUCCUUCUUCCUUCACCAAGUCCUUUGUCUCAUGUUUGAUGGUUUUGUUGAUUUACUUUUUUGUUGCUGAGUUUUUUCUUCCUUCAAGAAUAGUCGUCCAGGCUGGGGAUUUAGCUCAGCAGUGUAAGCACUUGCCUGGCAAGCACUAGGUCAUGAGUCUGAUUGCCGGUACCAAAAAAAGAAUAGUCGUUUACUGGGGUCACAGAGUUAGUAAGUUUGACUGCUUCUCUGCUGGAACCCGUGGUGUGCUGUCCCACCCCGGCAGGAAUCGGAGCUGUCAUGGGGAACCUCUUCCGGAUCAGUGCGGCUCCAUCUGGAACCGCAGAAGCCGGGCCCUGAAAGAUGGCCUGGAAGUGUCUCUGCCACAUCCCGCCCCUGCAUCCCUGGGUCUGCAGCCCCUCAGGAUUGCAGCAUCCUGUGCUAUUGCAGCAUCCUGUGCUAUUACGGAUUUGGUAUUUAAUUCACCCAAAGAGCAGCUAGCAGUCAACAGAGAAAAACUGGAGGUGAAUGAUCUGUAGUUUUUCCCAGUGUGUGUGUGACUAUUACAGAGCCGCUUUGCAUUGUUUCUGAAAGUGAAAAGGUCACCUUCUGUUCUCAGUGAAAGGGGCAAGUCUUUCCCUUUGACUUCUUUGGUUUCUCCUGGACGAAUUAUGUGGCUCUGGGCUUGCUGUCUGCAAGAGCAUUUUCCUUACAACAGUGUGAGCUGGUUGUGGCACUCAGGGGACAAUUUCCGGUUAGCCAGGAAACCCCUUCUCUUUCUUUUUCAGUACUAGUUGUGGUUUAUUUGUUUGUUUUGUUUGUGGUCCUGACGCAGACCACUAAGUGUAACUUGGCGCUUUCUUCCUCAGAGAUCGCCUGGUGCUUUGGGACCAAGUGUCCUCAACACUGGGGCUACUCGUCCGCUGCAGGUACUGAGGACACGCAGCUGGGCACAUGCCCUGGAAUUGUCCUGUUUGAAUAAUCUCAGCUUCUUUGUGUUUUAUGUUUUUCUCUUCAGAGUUACUUUAAUUCCACAGAGGGUUCAUGUUUUGUGCUUUUUUUAAGGUUUUAACUGUUGGCAUGGGGUCACUGGGGAUGAGACGCGAUUGGCAGCUCCGGUCCUGCCUGAUGGCUUGGCUUUGUGAGGUGUUGUCCCAGCAUAGCCACACUGUGCCCACAGCCAGUCAGUGUCACAGCUGUGUGUCAGCAGUGACGUCCUCGGAGAUGCUGUGCAGGUGUCCGCGGUGUGCAGGGUGCACCACUCUGUCAGCAUCUGGAAACAUACGCCUCGGGGGAAAUCGCCAGAGCUGUUGGAGGACAAUGCAGAGCCUCGUGGCUUCUGCCUGGCAUGGAAAGAGCUGAAUCAGGAAGCGUGGGCUGCACUCUGGCUGUGACUCAUGAGCUCUAUGAUCUAGAACAAGUCACCUUCUGUAGACCUUAGUUCUCUGGAAAGUGACUGAAUUAAGUUAGGUUUCUUCAGUCUAGAGUUCCAUUGUCAGAUGACUAAAAGACCUAAGACGCAGUACUGAGUGGAAUCGCGUGGCUUGGUUUGCUUUGCUUUGCUUUGGAGCUGGGGCUUGACCCCAGGGCCUCAUGCAUGCUGAGCAUACAGUCUGCCACUCAGCUGCCCUAUAACCUCAGUCCCAGAAAAUCUUUUUGUACUUACUUUUUAACUAUGUAAUGCUACAAAUAUGAAUUUUGAGUUUCUGGUACUGUUUUAAGGUAGAAUUGUCCAAAAGAAAGACAAGUUAGUAAGCUACCAAUUUGGAAAGAUUCCUUGGACAACUUCCCAAAUUUUGUGUUCUUAAAAAAUAGGCUUGUGAGCAAGGCAUCGUGGUACACACCUGUAAUCCCAGCAUUCAGGAGGCUGAGGCAGGAGAAUCGCUGUGAGUUUAAAGCCAGUCUAAACUACAUAGUGAAAACCUGUCUCAAAACGAAGGGGCAGGGGGAAGGGGCUUGGUAAUUAAAAUUAUGAAUUCUUUGACAUGUGAUGUGGAACCCUUGGUACAAACUUGGAAUUAGUAAAAUAAAGACAAACCCCAAGUAGCUCAGAGUGUGUAAAUAAUUAUGAAGAAAAAGGUAACUUUUAUUUUCGUGUGCCAUUAGACCCAGGAUUGGAAUUCAGAUUUUAUGUACAUACACAAUCUACUGCAUUUUUUUGGUAUUUGGUAUCAACUAUUAAAUAGUGGUUGUGGUGCAGAA